Messenger RNA from Laccaria bicolor S238N-H82, 1677 nucleotides. RefSeq lists its product as uncharacterized. The coding region runs from base 1 to 1677 and encodes 558 amino acids. The record is from RefSeq and is a predicted model, not a curated record. Lineage: Eukaryota; Fungi; Basidiomycota; Agaricomycetes; Agaricales; Hydnangiaceae. The transcript has 8 exons.
AUGAGGGGUAAGGUACUAAGGCCCAGGGGCAAGGCCAAACGUUAUGUUGUCGUGUGUGACUCUGACGACGACGACGAACGUCAGGACAUAUCUAUCCCACAAUCUCAGACUGUCCACAUCUCUGACAGUGGACAUCGCAUUAUUCAAACCCCUCUUUCUCCACAAAAAGCUACAUCUGCCGCUCGUCGCAGUCCAUCCCCUCAGUAUGAGUGGAAUCCAAGUACCAAAUACGACAACGUAGAAGAGACGACUCUUGAUUUGGGAGGGGGAACUGUAGCCGAGAAGGUCGCGGCUAAACGGUAUCCAACCUCGGACGCCCCUCUGUGUGAGUGGGCCAGAGCUACACCCCAAGACCCUGGUUAUCGAGAAGAGUAUUUGUUGGAAAUGUUGAGGCUAGAGGGACGGGGAGACAGGUUGACGGAUGACUGUAUGUCUUGCUGCACAGGGGGGGGCAUCUACCGUUGCGAUGAUUGUAUGGGCCAUUUGAGAGAGUGCCUUGAUUGCUGCUUGAAGCGUCAUGAGCACCUCCCCUUGCAUAUCAUCCAGAAGUGGAACGGUAUUUUUUUUGAGAAGAUCUCGCUCAGAUCGAUGGGGCUGCGAGUUCAGCUUGGACACAUCAAUUCGACUUGCUUGCUACCCCAGCCUGGCCACAAGGACUUCACAGUCCUCCAUACCAAUGGCCUCCACUACCUCCUCCGCGCGGAAUGGUUUCCCGCGACAAUCCAUCAACCACAGACGUGCGCAACAUUUCGGCUUCUGGAACUCUUCCACGUCAUUACGCUGUCAGGAAAACUCUCCGGUCACGAAUUCUACAGGGCCCUCGAGUUCCUCACUGAUAACACUGAGCUCGAGAUUCCUAAGACUCGAUAUAAGUCCCUCAUGCGCAUGAUUCGUGAGUUUCGCCACCUGAAGCUCAUGAAGCGCCAUGGGCGAGGGAACUUCAAGCACGGCAUCACUAGUACAGCUCGCGGGGAUCUGGCUACCCUUUGUCCAGCAUGCCCGAUACCCGGAGUCAACCUUCCGGAAAAGUGGGAAGAUGUUGGAAUAGAAUGGAAGUUUCUUUACGUGCUCAUAAUUGCCAUGGACGCGAAUUUUCGCUUGAAGAAUCUGAUGUGCUCGAGCCUCAAGAAGGACCCUGGAUUACAUACAGGGUUUGCGUACUUCCCUGAAGACACGCCGUACCAAAAACAUAUUUUAAAGUAUGCCACCCAAAAGGAUAUUAGCACCUGCAGUGGCUUCAAGAUGUCGGCAAAUGCAGAGACACAAUUCUCGGCCGGUUUACGCUCAACCGGCGUAGGAAUGUGCCUCUGCGCUAGACAUGAAAUCAUUCGCCCUGGGGGCGUGGGAGACCUUCAGAAAGGUGAACGGUACUGCAAUAUGGAUUUCGUGUUACUAUCUGCCCUCGCUCCGCUCCUCGUCGCUUCGGUUUUCAUCUCCUACGACAUCGCUUGCCAAUUCAAGCUUGGCUUCGAAACACGAAUGCCCAAGUUACCGAAGGGUUUACAUAUUCCGCCGGACGUACAGCUCGACUGGGGCAUCCCUAAGUGUCACUGCCCCAUGCAUAAGGUGCCUUGCCAGGCGCCCCAUUCGCUAAAUUUCAAGCCUGGUGUGGGCCGCACUGACGGUGAGGGAAUUGAACGGAGCUGGGCCGAGAUGAACCGUGUCGUUAGUGUUUAA